CCCAGAUCCUUCUCUUCAGCCCUAGCAAACAUUCAAUCCUACAACAUCAUUUCCAUUCUUAUGUUCUUUUUAAUUCGGCAGAAGUAUUGACUCUUCACUUCCAGUAAUAUUCGCAAUGAAGGGCUGGAAGUUUCCUAUUAGAAGCAAAAAGCUUAAAGCCCAAGAGACUACUGAGGCUUCUAUCUCAACAAUCCCAAAAGAGAGCCCAGCCCAAAAAGGACUUGUUAUGGCAGGCAAUGCCUUAUCAUCUGUCGCUUUGCCAUACCAACCACCUCCAUCGAAAGACGCACAGAUUGCACCCGAACAAAAACAGGCAGCGGGACACGAAGAAAGAAUUGCUAAAGCCCUGUGGGACCGAGUGCUACUGCUAGUAAACGACUCAAAAGACCGAGAUGCCAUAUAUCUGAUCGACGAAAUCGAAAAACAUGUUCCCAAGGAUGACUCUCCUAAGGCUAGACCGAUAGUCAUGACAGACUUGGUGUCAAGCGUCAAAGAGGCGAUGGAGCAUCAAUUUAAGGAUAAGCACGGUCAUAAUUCGACGUCUGCCUAUGUUGAAAAGACUAUUUCCAUCCUCAACCAGUUCAUCUCAGUAGGUGAUGUUGCAGUCAGCUAUGAUCCAGUACAUGCAGCCCUCCCCUGGGCUGCUGUACGAGUGGUCCUUGUGAGCAUUACCUCGAAUCAUCAGUUAAAUAUACAAAUAUUAGGAGGAUUGGCUUCUGUUACUUCACUGCUCCUCCAAUGCAACAUGUAUCAAAGGUUAUACUUGACUUCCAGCUCUACCAUGGAUGGUAUCAAGGAGGCUCUAGAGGCUCUCGAAAAAUCCCUUGUCGAUUCAUACGCCAACUCUUUGUUUUUCCUCGGCUUUCUGUAUUCUCAUCGAAACAAAUCUAUGGCAAUAAUAGCUCCAUUUUUACUCAACGACGUGGAGAAGAAAGUUAAAAGUCUCGACGAGAGCAGUUCCCAACUUACUAAAUGUGCAGACGACUGUGAGAGGUUCUGUUCUUUCAAUCGGAACAAAUCCUCCCAAAAGCUUUUUGAGGUCAUUGAUAAAUUACAGCACUCGUCAAAUUACCACUUAAUAUUGCUUGAAAGUAUACAAAGGGAAUUCAUUCUAAGUAAGCUUCAAGUUGCUCAAGGAGCAGCUUAUGAUGACUUUUCCGAAGCAUCCAGAGAUGAAUGUCACCCUGACACGCGGCUUGAAAUACUUGACACCAUAUAUAAGUGGGCGGCCGAUCCUUCUAGUCCUUGCAUUUUCUGGUUACAAGGGUUGGCCGGAACGGGCAAAUCAACCAUAGCGCAGACAGUAGCAAAAGGUCUUGACGGGAAAAGUUUGGGCGCAAGUUUUUUCUUCAAAAGAGGCGAGGGCGACCGUGGAACGGCUCGGCGGUUUUUUGCAACAAUUGCGAGCCAAAUGAUCCGCAAGCAACCUAUUCUGACGCAGGUUCUCCAUGGCAUACUUCAGGAAGAACCCGAGAUCGGAAGCAAACUGCUUGAGACUCAGUUUCGAGAACUGUGGGCUCGUCUUCUCAAGGAGGUUCAUAUGGAGCCUACUCCGGAGCAGACGACGAUUGUGGUCGUUGUUGAUGCACUCGACGAAUGCGAUCCGCCACAGGAUGCAAAGCUUUUGAUCAAACUACUAACGGCGCACAAUAUGGAUUCUCCUGUUAAAAUCAAGAUAUUUCUCACCAGCAGACCAGAAUAUCAUAUAAAUCAGCAGUUCAAUAUUGCAGACAGUAUCCGUCAGAAUAUGAUACUACAUCGGGUGGAAGAAACUAUAAUCCAGAGCGACAUUAGGAUUUUCUUAGAGAACGACAUACAGGAAUACAAACUAGAGUAUAACCACAAUGAAGAAAAGAUGGAGCAAGAUGAACGGCUUCCAGUGGACUGGCCUGGAAAAAAGACACUCGAUCGACUAGUACAAAUGGCGAGUCCUCUAUUCAUCUCUGCUGCAACGGUAUCUCGAAUGCUCAGGAACGACCAGUGGCCAGCGACGCCUGAUCAAAAGAUUGAAUACAUAUUGAAGUUCAGUACAAGAGGGGAAGGUCAUGUGGAAGACUUGUACCGUUCAAUUUUGGCUCAAAUCAUGGAUAAAAUUCCAAUUCAUGCCAGAGACAAGUUUACCGUUGAGUUUCAGAAAAUUGUUGGGUCGGUUAUUCUUCUUGCCAGCCCUCUAUCUGUUUCUGCCCUCUCCGAUUUGAUUGGGUUUCAAAAGAGUGAAAUAUACAGCAAACUAAACCCCCUUUCUUCUGUGCUGGAUGUCCAAUCUGCGGAUACGCCGAUCAAAUUAUUCCAUCUUUCAUACCGGGAUUUUUUAUUAGAUGAGAAUUCGUUUAUUAGCGAGAACGGCAUGUCCUGCCGAGGAUUACGAAUCGAAGAAGCAACAAUUCAUGCGUGGCUAGCAGAGCGAUGUGUACAACUGCUAUCGACAGCUUUGCAUAAUGAUAUCUGCAAUCUUGAGGACCCAGGCGUGGCCAGGGGGGAUGUCAAACAAGACACAAUUGAAAGAAAUUUGCCCCAGGCUAUAGCUUACGCAUGCAUCUAUUGGGUUCACCAUGUUCAAGAGCGAAAGAUAGUGCUCCAAGAUGGAGGACCAGAGCAUAAAUUACUUGAAGCCAAGAUACUAAAUUGGAUCGAAGCAUUGAUCUGGCUUGGAAGAAUCAACGAAGGGGUUGACCUCAUACUUGCCUUGAAGACACUUGCCGAUAGAUACCAUUGUUUGGAGCUAUCAAAAUUGCUCCAGGAUGCCAACAGAUUUAUCCUCUCUUGCAGACAAGCAAUUCAAGAAGCACCAUUGCAAAUCUAUAAUUCAGCACUCGUUUUUUCGCCAACGAAUAGCAUUGUUCGGAAGACUUUUGAAUCAGAUGGUCCAACUUUUAUCAAACAGAUGCCUCAGGUCGAUUCUGAUUGGUCGGCUUGCGUCCAGACCUUAGAAACUACAGACUAUGAAGACUCUUUGUCGAACCUCAUCUUUUUGUCCAACGAGAAAUUGAUAAUCAGCGGCUACGGCAGCGGUGUCGAGAUCUGGGACCUGAAGACGGCCUCUUGCCUCUAUGAGUUCGAUACCAAGGGAGGAGAGAUAGGGGACUUUCUUGUAUACCCAAAUGGCGGAUUCAUAAUUAUAGAAAGAGACUGUGUAGAGCUUUGGGACAUCGAAAAUCAACAAUGUCGACGAAUAUUCCUGCCUCGUCAGAACUCUGGACUUGUAUCCUCAUCGGUUACCGGAGAUACUCUAUCCAUCUUAUCAUCAGACAGAUCUUACACAGCCAUCAAUUUACCAUCUGGUGAAUCUACACGUGUUCAACUCAGUGCGUUUCCUAGUUCCGGGUUUACGAAAGCAUACAUUUCUCAAGAUGGCAAAUGGGCUGCCUUUUUCGAUUCAUUUAACAUCGUUACAUGGGAUCUCCAGGCUAGUAUGAUUUACCGAGAAUUCAAAAGUGAAAUGCACAAGAUUGCUAAAGUUAUCUUCGACCACGAUGGACACAGUCUAAUCAUUGGAUAUGAAAGAGGCGAUAUUCAGUUCUUAAAUACCAAGACGGGAGAAACUGAAUUUUUUUUUAACGGACAGGUUGGAUGGGUUACAGCGCUCAUGCCAUCUCAUAAUAAAGAGAUACUCGCAGUUUCAGGCGGUCAUGGGGCAAUUGCGAUCUGGGAUGUCAAAAACCAAAUUUUACGACACUUUCUUACCGGCCACCCAGAUUCGAUCUGGAACAUGGCUUUCUCUCCAGACGAAACAAUGCUUGCAUCCUACUCAACUGACCUGAUCAAAAUAUGGGACUUGCAUACUGCACCUUCUAUAAAUUCUGAGUCUCGUGUUACCAGUAACAUUACAAAUAUGUCUCUGGACUCGAAGGGUCAAACGCUCUAUUAUUCAAACAAGUCCACUAUUAGCAUACUGGAUCUGAAAGAUAUGAGCUGCAGACAAUUGGCUAUCAGCAAACCCGAUGACUCGGUGCUCCGCGUUGCAUUUUCAAGUUUCAAGCCCUUGGCGGCAGUCCUGUUUGACCAAUACAUAGAGGUUUGGGACUUGACCCAGUAUCGUCAGAUGCCGAUAUUGCAGAAUAUACCAGUACCAAGGACGUCUAUUGAUGGAUCUGAGAACUGGACAAACUUACAAUGUGUUUUCUCCAAGGACAAUCGGAUUUACAUGUCCAGCUCCUACCCCUCUACUAGCCGUUGUCCGUCUGAGGUGUAUAUUUUGGAUUUUGCUGCCGGCAAUUCUAGGAGAUUAUUGAAGACAUGUGAAGCGUACAUUUGGAAAAUUAUCACAUCAUCGGAUGGCGCGAAAGUGGCAUUCAUCGAAGGGGGGUUCUUUCGGCCGACACAAAUUCGUAUUGAGGAUUUUUCCACGGGUCAUCUAAUACCUGUGUCUAUUAUCCACGCAGAUCUGGCAGAUCUCACCAACCCAUACGCAACAUUUUCAGCGCAGGGGACGCAGUUAAUCGCCAUUGCGCGAAACGGGCUUAUCGAGAUGUUUAAUACGUUGACAGGAGCAAAAAUUCUAAGUCUCUAUCCUCAUCCAGGCAUAAAUACCGACUAUAUGCAUUUUGAGUUUCCUUUAGCCUAUGUCAACGUAGAUGUUACUGUCAACGAGGAUAUGCCUAUUGAGAAAGCCAGACAGUCAAUCUUAAAGAAGUAUUGGAUAUCUCCAGAUAAAAACUGGCUGAUGAGAGAUUCGAAGAGAAUAUUAUGGAUACCUCCAGAAUAUCGCCCAUCUCAUGUUUUUGUAUCUCAAUCUCAGUUUAUUCUAGGGUGUGGGGGCCGGAUUAUUACAAUGGUACUUGACGGAUUAUAGUAUAGCAGUUGCUUCUUUAAUAAUUAAAGGGAAAUCCUAGCCAGCAUCCCGUGUCUCACACAUAGGUAGUGCUAAUACAGGGGAACGCCUGUUCAGCCCCCAACUGCGCUAUCCAGCAUCCCGUGUCGCAAAUAAUAUCAAAUCAAUACUAGACG
Trichoderma harzianum CBS 226.95 is the source of this 4947-nucleotide messenger RNA. RefSeq lists its product as hypothetical. Gene Ontology annotation, molecular function: protein binding. The record is from RefSeq and is a predicted model, not a curated record. Lineage: Eukaryota; Fungi; Ascomycota; Sordariomycetes; Hypocreales; Hypocreaceae. Bases 116 to 4792 code for a protein of 1558 amino acids. The transcript is spliced from 5 exons.